Molecule: messenger RNA, 1239 nt
Organism: Drosophila elegans
Lineage: Eukaryota; Metazoa; Arthropoda; Insecta; Diptera; Drosophilidae
Exons: 3
Coding region: 66-761 (231 amino acids)
Source: RefSeq, a predicted model, not a curated record
UGCAUUCUUGUGGCGUCGGUUUCAACUGGCUUGUUUUUAAUUGCUGGCUUAUAUUCCGGAGCAAAAUGAACCGCCGCAAUAAGCGCACAUCUUAUUACCAGUACGAGAUCUAUCUGGACUUCAUGGAAGAGAAUCCGCUGAUGUCGGCCAACAAAUUGAGUCGCACUCUGGACGCAAAAAAAUGGAAGGAGCUGAGCGAUCAGCUGAACAAAUGCACCAAUGGUCCCACAUUGUCGCCCGAAGAAUGGCGAAAGCGACUGAAUGACUGGAAGAACAGUACGCGCUCCAAAUAUCGUCGCAGCAUUAGCUCGGAUGAUAAGAAUAUAACUCCGCUGGAAAACCGAGCUCUGCAAAUUUUCUCCCUUGAACCGACAUAUCGAGAGCUCCCUGCUUCAGCGGGUUUUCAAGAAGUGGAGGAGGAGGAGCAUGUGGAGGACGAAGAGGAGGAUUUGGAGGAGCACGAAGAGGAUUACGAGCAGUACCACGAGCUUGUAACACCAGAGGAAAUUCACCCCACGAUUAUUAAUGGACACAAUACCGUUAAAAGGAUAAGGCUGGAAGGUCCCGGGGAGAUCUUUUACCAAGUAACGAAUAUAGCAACACCCGUGCAGUCCGCCAUAAGUGACCCCAUCGCCUCCUUUGGCAAACAAAUCGAGAAGCAGUUGAAACGCAUUUCGGACAUUCACGAGGCCUCUUUGCAUUUCAAGAUAGCCCGCUUCAAGUACAAUAAUCCCGGAUUUGAGUAUGUCCCGGAAUUAUAGCUCCAGUGUAACUAAUAGUCUUUUGUACAAUCUAGUAUGUAAGCAUUGAGGGACCUGUUAAUUCUGCGAAGAAUUAAGGGUCUUCGGUUGAUAGUUUAAAUUAGUUCAGAGAAACGAUCGAUGCAAACGAAAGUAAUGAUUUUGAACUAUAAAUGUUUAUUUAAAAAAAUAUUACUCGUUAUAAGCGCAGUUGUAUAGGCAGAUUAUUCGACAAUCUAUUAUAUCGCACAUAGUUUUAAGUUGAAAAUAUUGAUUAAAUACAUACGUAAGUUUCCAUUUUGGUUUGCCAAAAAAUAGAUUGAUUGUCACUUAUCGACUUGACAUCUUUUAAUGACGAAAAUUGAAAAUACUGUAUAUUUUAAUAAUGAAUUGAAAAACAUAUGCUUUAACGGAAAAAAUAUUCUAUUUGUAUUCUUUAAUUUUCGGGGACCCAAAAUCACUGUACUUUUUAUAAAUAUCUUUGUGAUAAAAAGUGUAU